Molecule: messenger RNA, 1521 nt
Organism: Saccharomyces eubayanus
Lineage: Eukaryota; Fungi; Ascomycota; Saccharomycetes; Saccharomycetales; Saccharomycetaceae
Gene: CDC37
Product: Hsp90 co-chaperone CDC37
Exons: 1
Coding region: 1-1521 (506 amino acids)
Biological process (GO): protein stabilization; protein folding
Cellular component (GO): cytoplasm
Molecular function (GO): heat shock protein binding; protein-folding chaperone binding; protein kinase binding
Source: RefSeq, a predicted model, not a curated record
AUGGCCAUUGACUACUCUAAAUGGGACAAGAUUGAGCUAUCAGACGAUUCUGAUGUCGAAGUGCAUCCUAAUGUGGACAAGAAAUCGUUCAUCAAAUGGAAACAGCAGAGUAUUCAUGAACAACGUUUUAAAAGAAACCAGGAUAUUAAAAACUUGGAGACUCAAGUAGACAUGUAUUCUCAUUUGAACAAGAGGGUGGAUAAAAUUUUGAGCACGCUACCAGAGAAAGAUUUGGUUGACUUGUCAGCUGUUACCAAAUUCUUAAAUGCAAAUUUUGAUAAGUCAGAGAAGAAUAAAGGUGAAAAUGUGGACCCUGAGAUUGCAACGUAUAAUGAGAUGGUAGAAGACCUUUUUGAACAACUGUCCAAAGAUUUGGCCAAAGAGGGUAAAGACUCUAGGGACGCUUCUCUUUUAAAAAAUUCUAUUUUAAAACAUAGAGCUAAAAUUGAUUCAGUUACUAUUGAUGCCAAGAAGAAAUUAGAUGAACUAUACAAGGAGAGAAACGCCCACAUUUCAUCUGAUGAUUUCCACACUGGAUUUGAUAGUAGUUUCAUGAACAAGAAAAAGGAAGAGGCUGAGAAAUUAGAGGCAGCAGCUUCUAGCGCUCCCAAAAGUACAUCUGACUCCUCUAUUCUUAACAAAUUAGUCAAAUCAUCGACUCCACAAGCCUUUAUCAAAUUCGAAGAUGAUCCAAUGAAAUUAGCUGAAGAAACUGAAGAGUUUGGUAAGAUCCAUGUUAAUGAAUAUUCUAAAUCUCAGAAAUUUUUGUUAGAACAUUUACCCAUCAUCUCAGAACAGCAAAAGGAUGCCUUGAUGAUGAAAGCGUUUGAGUAUCAGUUGCAUGGUGACGAUAUGAUGACCUUACAAGUCAUUCAUCAAUCCGAGUUAAUGGCUUACAUUAAAGAGAUCUACGACUUGAAAAAAAUUCCAUUCUUAAAUCCAAUAGAACUAUCAAAUGUUAUCAAUAUGUUUUUCGAAAAGGUCAUAUUUAAUAAAGAUAAACCAAUAGGCAAAGAAUCUUUUCUAAAAUCGGUUCAAGAAAAAUUUCUGCACGUUCAGAAACGUUCAAAAAUCCUACAACAAGAGGAGAUGGAUGAAUCAAAUGCUGAAGGAGUAGAGACAAUUCAACUAAAAUCAUUGGAUGACUCUACUGAGUUAGAAGUGAACUUGCCAGAUUUCAAUUCUAAGGAUGCACAAGAAAUGGAAAAGGUUAAAGUUUUCAAAACCUUAUUACCGGAGGAAAUGCAGCAAGCCAUAAUGACCAAAAACUUGGAGAAUAUUAAUAAGGUGUUCGAAGAUAUACCAAUCGAGGAGGCUGAGAAAAUUUUGGAGGUGUUUAACGAUAUUGACCUUAUUGGAAUUAAAGCGAUUUUAGAGAAUGAAAAGGAUUUCCAAAACCUGAAAGAUCAAUACGAACAGGGACACGAAGAUGCCACUGUAGAGAAGCUGACCAUAAAUGAUAGUGACAACCGGGGAGAAGUACAUGAAGAAGUAAACAAUACUGCUGAUACAGUUGAUUAG